AUGGAGAGGAGAGACUUAUCGAAUGGAACAACGGUGUCGAUGACCCAUAGACAUGAUGUCGAGUCACCACCAGAGGCUGAAUUCGAGGUGUUCUUGAAUUUCAGAGGAGUCGACACCCGCCAUAAUUUUGCCGACUGUCUCUAUCACUCCAUGGACGUAGCUGGAAUUCGUGUAUUCAGAGACGAUGAUGAGAUAAGAAAAGGCGAAACAAUCGGAGGUGAACUGGAGUGUGCAAUCAAGAGCUCCUCAAUUUGUAUACCCAUCUUCUCUAGAAACUACGUGUCGAAUCCUGAUGAUGUCAAGCUCAAAACUGAGCUAUACCACGACGCUCUGCAGAAGCACGAGCAGAAGUUUGACAGCGAUGUCGUGAAGAGAUGGAAGGAAGCUCUGGGGAAGGUUGCUCGGAUGAAAGGAUGGGAUCUCAAAGAUAGAGGGUACCAUGGUGAACUCAUUAGAUCAAUCGUUGCUGAGGUUUUGAACAAGCUGGAUAAAAGAGACAAAAAUCUGCCCGAUCAUUUGGUCGGAAUUCAGGAUUGUGUUGAAGAGGUCAUGCGCUUGUUAGAUGAAGGUUCUCAUGAUGUGCGUUAUCUAGUAAUCCACGGUAUGGGGGGCAUCGGUAAGACGACUCUUGCCAAAGUUGUCUUUAACCAAAUUUAUAGUCGGUUUGAUGGAUGCAGCUUCCUUUCUGAUGUUCGAGAAGCUUCAAAAGCUGGCAAAGUCGUUCAAUUGCAAAAACAAUUAUUGUCAGAUAUUCUCAACUUCAAAGCAAUAGAGAUUUCUGACUCUGAUAAAGGGAUUAACCAGAUUAAAAGGAGACUCCAUCAUAAGAAAAAAAGCAUGAUUGGUUUGGUCUAG
Messenger RNA from Syzygium oleosum, 855 nucleotides. Its product is annotated as disease resistance protein L6-like. The coding region runs from base 1 to 855 and encodes 284 amino acids. The record is from RefSeq and is a predicted model, not a curated record. Gene Ontology annotation, molecular function: ADP binding. Lineage: Eukaryota; Viridiplantae; Streptophyta; Magnoliopsida; Myrtales; Myrtaceae. Gene Ontology annotation, biological process: defense response; signal transduction. The transcript has 4 exons.